GCGCAACGAAGGGGCGGGUUCGGGGAGUCGGAACGAGAUCGAGCGCGUCACCCCCUCGAGCUGCGGUGGUCGCUCGUGUCCCGCCGGCUCUUUCAGUGUCGCCUUGCGCUGCUGCAGCCGCCGCGGCACCAUGGCUGUGCUUGCCGUGCUCCUGUCCUUGUUGGUGGCGGGGGUUUUGGGGAACGAGUUCAGUAUAUUAAGAUCACCAGGGUCUGUUGUCUUCCGAAAUGGAAAUUGGCCUAUACCAGGAGAAAGAAUCCCAGAUGUGGCUGCCUUGUCCAUGGGCUUCUCUGUGAAAGAAGAUCUCUCUUGGCCGGGACUUGCCGUGGGUAACCUGUUCCAUCGGCCCAGGGCUACCAUUAUGGUGAUGGUGAAGGGAGUGGACACGCUGGCCCUGCCUCCAGCCAGCGUCAUUUCCUACCCUCUGGAGAAUGCAGUUCCUUUCAAUCUUGACAGCGUUGCUAAUUCCAUUCACUCCUUAUUUUCUGAAGAAACUCCUGUAGUUUUGCAGUUGGCUCCUAGUGAGGAAAGAGUGUACAUGGUGGGGAAGGCAAACUCGGUGUUUGAAGACCUCUCGGUCACGUUGCGGCAGCUCCGAAAUCGCCUGUUUCAAGAAAAUUCCGUUCUCAGUUCACUUCCCCUCAAUUCUCUGAGUAGGAACAAUGAAGUUGACCUGCUGUUUCUCUCUGAACUGCAAGUGCUACACGAUAUCUCCAGUUUGCUGUCUCGUCAUAAGCAUCUAGCCAAGGAUCAUUCUCCUGACUUAUAUUCGCUGGAGCUGGCAGGUUUGGAUGAAAUCGGGAAACACUAUGGGGAAGACUCCGAACAGUUCAGAGAUGCUUCCAGAAUCCUUGUUGAUGCUCUGCAGAAGUUUGCAGACGAUAUGUACAAUCUUUAUGGUGGGAACGCAGUAGUCGAGUUAGUGACUGUCAAAUCAUUUGACACAUCCCUUAUGAGGAAGACAAGAACCAUCCUUGAGGCAAAAGAAGAGAAAUCAACAACUCCCUAUAACCUUGCAUAUAAAUAUAAUUUUGAGUAUUCGGUGGUUUUCAACAUGGUACUUUGGAUAAUGAUCGCCUUGGCCUUGGCUGUGAUUAUCACCUCUUACAACAUUUGGAACAUGGAUCCCGGAUAUGAUAGCAUCAUUUAUAGGAUGACAAACCAGAAGAUACGAAUGGACUGAGCUUUCCUUUCUCCAGACUUAGGCAAGGGGUUUGGAAGUUAGUCAUUUUAUUAAAAUAUAUCUUUUAGUGUGGUUUAAAGUAGAUAGUAUACUUUAUUAAAAAGGAAAAACAGCAAACUUUGUUCUAUUUCGUGUGUGCCUGUGAUGUUCUUUUAGAGUGACUUAUAGUGUUGAUGUGAAUCAGAUGAUGUAAUAGAUUCCAUAAUAUGCUUGAAUAUUAUGAUAUAACCAUUUAAUAAUUAAUUUCAUUCCAUUUAAUAAAUUUGGAAAUAUGCACUGAGAGACAUGUAAAACACUUAGAAUAGCUUGUGUUAUUUAUGUUGGAAAAAAUGCACUGAAUCUUAUUAGAACAACUUACGAAUGCUUAACUUCCUUGCGUAGGAUAGAUGAAAAUUACACUUGGGCUCUUAUAUACUAUGAACCAUUUGUAAAUGUCUUCAUUUGAUGUAAAUAUCUCUGAACAAGAGCAAAGGUUUUUAACUUAAAGCAGCCCUAAAAUAUUGGAUGUGCUUAUACAAUCGCUCAGUUUUGGAACUGAUGGACGGGGUAGCUGUUUGUUUAACCUGUUCUGCAAGUCUGGCGAUCCGCAUGGUCUUGUAGGGGUAUUAAAAAUACUACAUUGCUUCAAGAAGAGACACGUGGAGUACAGAUGCUUGGAAUUACAUACUCAAAAACAGAUCUUUGGGGGACAUCUUGAGGCAUGAAUAGAACAUAUUUUUAUUUCAGCAACUCUCCCCCUGUGAGUCUACUAUGGUUUGUGGUACAACUUCAUUCUGCAGGAUAUUAAGUGAAGUGGAUGAUUUCUACUUUCAUGUGGAAGUGGACCAAUGUCUAUAAAGAGUGACAAAUAAAGUUAAUGAUUCCAAA
Messenger RNA from Sciurus carolinensis (gray squirrel), 2050 nucleotides. It is a transcript of the gene Atp6ap2, whose product is annotated as ATPase H+ transporting accessory protein 2. Bases 131 to 1183 code for a protein of 350 amino acids. NCBI's taxonomy places the organism in Eukaryota, Metazoa, Chordata, Mammalia, Rodentia, Sciuridae. The record is from RefSeq and is a predicted model, not a curated record. Gene Ontology annotation, molecular function: signaling receptor activity. Gene Ontology annotation, cellular component: membrane; external side of plasma membrane. Gene Ontology annotation, biological process: positive regulation of Wnt signaling pathway. The transcript has 9 exons.